Messenger RNA from Homalodisca vitripennis (glassy-winged sharpshooter), 2384 nucleotides. It is a transcript of the gene Hydr1, whose product is annotated as protein ABHD1. NCBI's taxonomy places the organism in Eukaryota, Metazoa, Arthropoda, Insecta, Hemiptera, Cicadellidae. Gene Ontology annotation, molecular function: monoacylglycerol lipase activity; acetylesterase activity. Gene Ontology annotation, biological process: medium-chain fatty acid catabolic process; medium-chain fatty acid biosynthetic process. The record is from RefSeq and is a predicted model, not a curated record.
AUGGGGAAACAAAUUUUGCUGCUGCCAGCAGGGUUGGUAAGUGCGGCACUGGCAUUCCAAGAUAAGAUGCGGAAGAGGCGGUCAGAACCACUUCUUCUCAACUCAUCUGGAAAAUUCUGAACAUUCUUGGAAAGCAAUGUUACUUUAACGAGGAGAAAAUUCUGGCCGACUGUGUGGUGUUUUGAGUCCAGAGCCCAGACAGUGAUAUCCAGACUUGGUGCGAGGCCAAGUCCUGCCAGGACAUUCAAUAUACCAGUGAGUGCGGUUAUACUGUCUCGGAUAUUCAGUAUCCAAGGAGAUGAGAUACUGCGGCUGAAGGAUGGCGGGGAGGUGGCCUUGGAUUGGAGGUCCCCACGGGAGCUUCAGGACGUUACACCUGUCGUAGUGAUCCUGCCAGGGCUGACGGGGGGUAGCCAGACUGACUAUGUCAAGGGGCUGGUGCUCAAGUGUCACAAAACCACACGCAUCCGAGCUGUGGUCUUCAACAACCGAGGAAUUGCGCAUCACCUUGAAGGGAAAUUCUUUCAGACACCAAGAACGUACUGUGGAUCAAACUUCGAGGAUUUGUCAGAAGUGUUGGAACACGUCGGCGAUACUUACCCAACAGCUCUAGUCGGUGCAGUAGGAAUCUCAAUGGGAGGGCUGAUUCUGGGCAACUACUUGGGGAAAGGAGAGGAAGCAACCAAACGAUUGAGCGCAGCAAUGUUGAUCUCUGUGCCCUGGGAUGUCUUCAAGGGGACAGAGAGCAUUGAGAGACCCAUCCUCAACAGGCUGCUCAACUAUCACCUUGCAGGCUGCCUGUCAAAGUACUGGCCGGACUACAUAUAUGACUUCUACCUGCAAGUCAACAAGCAGAACUGCUCCUUAUUGUAUGACUCAAUCGAGUAUCUAGGAGAAGUCAUAGGAGACACAGGUGCCCAUCAAAAGUUCAAAGCAAUGCCAUGUCCAUCACAUUUUGAAGAAAGUUCCUCUAUCAGGGAAUUCGACUCAAACUUCACGUCGAAACAGUUUGGGUACAAGGAUGUGACCGACUACUACAACCACGCCACUCUACAUAACAAACUAACACAAGAUAUGUUUGCCCACUCUCUGCUUAGUGCUGGUGACGAUCCGUUCCAGCCUUUUGAAGCUAUCCCGGUAGACGCAGCCAACAACUCGGACCAUGUUGCCAUCGUCGUGACGGCCCGUGGUGGCCACAUUGGCUUCAUGGAGGGCCUGUGGCCCUUCCACCAGGAUCAGUAUAUGUUUGAACUAUUUGCUCAGUUCUUUGAAUCUAUGUUUUAUAGAAACGGGUACAAGCUAUUAAAAAGUUACAACCUAGCAGAAAGAAUAAAUUAAGUCACAGGAGUUUUCUGACAUUCCAGUUCAUCAGACCUUUCAUACGAGGGAACAGGUUGUUUAUUAAUGCCCGUAUAAUUUGUUUUAAAUAAAAUUUAAGAGUUUUAUAUACUCUUAUCUGCAUUAAAUCAUCCCGUAGUGCUUAGUGUAGGGUAUUACUAUUUGUCACUAUUUGGAUACUUUUUGGCAAAUUUUGUGAUGUAUCCAACAAAGCAGUGCAGUAAAUUACAAUCAAUUGAAUUACGGAUAGAAUAUUUAGACGUGAAACGUAAAAAAUUAAUUAGACGUCUGAUGUGCGUCUAUGCUUUCAUUGUACUUCAUUAAUACAACACACCAAAGUACUGUGUAUCCAUAUAUUUAUUAAAAUGUUGUAUAUUAUGUCAAAAGUUUUUUACAGUUUUUAAAACCAAAGCACUUGCGGUGUCCAUUUUAAGCACUGAUAUUUAUGUUUUUAGCCACGCUAGUAACACACUUUACUUCGUGGAGCAGACAGAACUUACGCAUUCGUGCAGCGACAUUUGUCUACUGUGUCCAUUUUCACGUUUAGGUGUUCUAUCAGCACUUAAAAACCAUUUAAAGAUAUAUACUAAUUAAACAGAUGUUGUCAUUCUGUACAUAGACAUACACAGCACUGGCUGUAUUUUAUUCUUUUGUUUAAAUAUUACAACCUUGGAAUUCAUAAUCGAAGAUUUAAUAUGAGAAACAUACAUUUGUAAUUAAUUUACAUUUACAGUUUAGUUUCUUGUAAAGGACAGUACAAAUAGACAAUUUUAUACUAUAUAACAUUAAACUACCAUAAUUGAUAUUUCUGUCCGCUUCUUGGCUGGCAACUAUUUGAUUAAGUUUUAUCAAUUUAAGUUAUUAAACUAUCUAUGGCCAGAAUGACCUCAGAUAAUAAGAUUAUCUAGCAUAAGUAAAACAUGUUAAUAUGAUUUGUAUUGAUUUAAACUCAAACCUGUAUUGGUUGUUAGGUUGUAUGUGAGGAUAGGUUUGAAAAAAAAAAAAACAAGAGAAUACCAUAAAGAUGUAACAGUGAAAGUAUUUGA